UUUUUUAUUUACACAUGGUCAGUGUCUACGAUUUUUUUACUAUUCUCUCACUAACAUUGCGAAUUUUCACAACCCCGGGCAAUUUUGCGAAAUGAUCGUUACAAUAGAUAUUAUUUUUUAUAAAAGAUGAUGUACAAGUAAGUUAUUUUUAUACACUACUAGAAACACAACAAACAGUACAAAUUGAGCAAGUACAAAGUUCAGAAACCUCAGCGAAAAUCAGGAUUAACAAUGACAAUAAGUGUCCGACGGUGUUUUCGACAAUGACAAGAUGAGCGAAACUCUGAGCCAAGACCCUGAAUUGAACACGGGGUACACGAACUUGGCGCCUUCCUACCCUCCGACUCCUGCAACCCCGAGUUCGACCGUCCAGGAUGGACCUGCAGGGGCGAAUCUUCCCCCGUUUUCGAGCUUCACCUCGGAGAUGGACUCCAACGCGGCGUUUAACACCGCCACUGACCGGCUUUUCAGCGACACGAGACUCCUCGACAUAUCAAACUGGGAUUAUUACACGGAAGCCCGACUUUUAGACCGCGGCGAAAACGGCCUUUCCAUCAUCUCCUCGCAGCCCCAAUACCGGCCAUGGGAGUCCAAAUCGGUGGACUCCUCCACAGGCUUCACCUCCACCACCCCCGUCAACACCUUCGCCGAUGCCUUCAACCAGAACGGAGUCUCCAAAUUACCCUCAUUCCAAUCACAAUUCCAGACUUUUAACGAAGCUGUCACAACAACUGAGCCAACUUUAACAACACUCACAAACCUAACUCCCGUCUCCCCCAACUCUUCUAGUCCCAGUUUAACCCCGUUAAACUCCAACUUUCACACCUUAAGUGCUGUUAACCGGGGGUACCCUUUGGUGCCGGCGCCCAUUCAAGCCCGGGAAAUCCCCUCGAUCCAGCAGCAAUUCCUGGAUGAGCGCCACAUCCAGCUCUACACCCAUCCCCCGAACCUCAACAGUACCAUCCACUUCCCGGCCCAGAACGGUACCAUCAUCCAGAACACUCCACUGAUCACAUCCCCGACCGUUGUCACUGUGCUCAAAUCCGAGGAUGCGGGACUCAAAAUCCAGAACCUCCCCCAAUUCCAGAACCCCAUGGUCAGUGAUAACGGGAUUUACAACGGACUGGAUAAAAAACUGAACGGUAUAAGUGCUACGAUGAGUUCGCCGACGAGAAACGACUUCCGGAAGAAAGAACGGCGAAAAAUGCGCGCUUCCAGCUUGGAAAGCUCCGCCGAGAGUGAUGGGGCUUCCAGCAAUAUGGAAAUGUCGGAGAAUUCGGGACAAGUGGCCGCCGUCUCCAGCACGGCCGGCUUUAAAACGCAUCAUAGUCUCGCUGGGAAUAACUCGGUGGAUCUUGACGAGAUCAGUGGUGGAAAUGUCGAUAAACAAGUCAAGAAGAAACGGAAACGGUGCGGUGAAUGCAUCGGAUGUCAGAGGAAGGACAAUUGUGGUGACUGUGCUCCGUGUCGGAACGACAAGAGCCACCAGAUAUGCAAGCAGAGGAGGUGCGAAAAACUCACCGAGAAAAAGAAUCUGUACGGAGAUGCGAGUUACCUUCGUGGAGAGUCAAGACGCGGCCGGGGAAAGGGACGAGGUGCUGGGAGCUACCGCGGAAGGAAGCCCAGCGGGCCCAUAGCAUCGGUACCUUCAGGGCCUCCCAGUGGCGUCCCUCAGGAGUCCAACGGGAACGUAACGAUAAUCUCCAAUCAACAACAAGCGACGAGACCUAGUCCUCAACCCCCGACAGCCACCGUACAACAAGCCAUUCCCGUCCAACAACAGUCUCCAAUGACGCCGAUGCCUUUCUACGCGGACCCCAACAGGUUCCCCGCGCCGGUCUGGCAAACCGACCCCACGCAAGCCUGGACCCAGGGGCAGUUCAUCCAGCAGAUCCCUGCGGGUACCCAACCACUGGAGACCUACCAGCAGUACCCCAAUGGUAUCUACCAAGCGACGUACCAACAGCCCACCUUCGAGACCAACACGUUCUACACCGGGGCGGUCCAAGUACUCACACGGCCUCCAAGUGCCCCAAACCAAACCCAAGUUACUCCAAGACCCAACUCGAACUACUCCCAUACUCCCAGUCCGGCUCCCUCCAACCGGCAGUACCAGGAGUACAACCCCCAGAAUCAAAAUUUCGUAUCGCCGGCGACGACCCCUUCAGGAAACCCCGAGAACGUCUCUCGGCCCAGUUCGGUGAACUCCACGGCAAGCAAUCAAAACUUCAGUCAAAGUAGUACCAACUUCACGUCAGUGUCGUCACCCUCCAAUUACGCGAAUUCGGGAAACGCCCAGCCUGGGUAUCCACAAGUGAACAGCAGCCCGCAGCUAGCUUCACACAGCUCUAGUGGAUACCCAGGCAGUGGUCAAUUCAGCGGAACUAGUCAGGAAAUGUGGCAGGAGAACGUCUGGCAAGAAGAAGUUAAACCCGAGGAGCAAGCCACCGAUCGAGUCAAUCUCAAUACUCGGAUAAAAACCAUGAUAUUGAGCAAACAGCAGGAGAACAGUGAUGAGAAAAAAGUCGAAAACACCGGUCAUUUUUUAUGGUAUAGCCACCAUCACCGUUUCAGAGUGAACGGUGGUGGUGGCGCCAAUUUAACCACAACCAAACCAAAGCAACUCCCAAAAAAGCGAUAUUCUAGUCCCUACGAAAACGAAAUUCCUUAUUGCAACUGCGUCAAGGCGGGGCGAGGCGCAGCCGAGCCCGGAACCUACUACACGCAUCUAGGAUGCGCCAACAACUUGAUCAAUCUGAGACAUGAUUUGGAAACUCGGACCGGAGUCAAAGGACGAGCCAUCCGGAUCGAGAAAAUCAAAUACACCGGAAAGGAGGGCAAGACCGCACAAGGCUGUCCCAUAGCAAAAUGGGUGAUCCGUCGCUCGGGCAGCGACGAAAAAUACCUAAUCAUCGUGAAGCACCGCCCCGGCCACUCCUGCCCCUCGGCCUUCAUCGUGGUGUGCAUCGUGAUGUGGGACGGCAUCCCCCACCCCACCUCCGACGACCUCUACACCCUCCUCACGUCCAAACUCAACAAAUUCGGCGUUUCCACCACACGUCGUUGCGCCACCAACGAGUCCAAAACCUGCGCUUGCCAAGGCCUAAACCCCGACACUUCCGGCGCCAGUUUCAGCUUCGGCUGCUCCUGGAGCAUGUACUACAACGGUUGCAAAUACACCCGCUCGAAAUUCGUCCGGAAGUUCCGCUUGAACGUCCAACCGGAGGAGAGAAUCGUCGAGGAGAAACUCCAAAUUCUGGCGACGUAUUUGAGUCCGAUCUACCGGAGGCUGGCUCCGAUGUCGUUCCGGAACCAGUGCUUUUAUGAGGACGUGGGGAAGGAAUGCAGACUGGGGUUGAGGCCAGGACGGCCGUUUUCCGGAGUCACGGCCUGUCUGGAUUUUUGUGCACAUUCGCACAAAGAUUCGCACAAUAUGGCCGACGGGUGCACGGUUGUCGUCACUCUGACCAAACACAGAACGGGGGAAAAACCGGAGGAUGAGCAGUUGCAUGUCUUGCCCUUGUAUGUGGUGGAUACCACCGAUGAGUUUGACUCCGAGAGGGGGCAGGAGGAGAAGAUACGUAUGGGGAGCAUCGAAGUGCUGACCAAGUUCGAGACUGAGGUCCGCACUAGCCCAGCCGCCGCUCAAAAGCCAAAAAAACGCACCAAAGCUCCGCCAAGUAGCGUUUUCGAAACGCCACCUCCCGAGCCCGAAAGCGUCUACACCAAUUCGUAUUUAGUAAAAUUGAACAAAGCCGCGAAAAAGCUGUUCGCCAGUUACCCAAGUGAUCAUUCAAUACCUCCAGCCGCCGGCUGCUACUCUUCAGGAUUCACAAAUCUGCCAUAUUACAAUCCAAUCGAGAAUUAUUUUACUACAGUAGGGAAUUUGUUAUCAUCGAAACUGAAUCAAGUACAAACCAGCAGCAGCAGCGAGAAUUCGGAGUGCUUCACGGACGCCAGCGUCGGGGGCGUCGCCAUCGCCCUGGAGCACGGCAGCGUCCUCCUGGAGUGCGCCCGCCACGAGGUGCACGCCACCACCGCGCUGAAAAAGCCCAACCGGAAAAACCCCACGCGCAUUUCCCUAGUUUUCUACCAGCACCGGAACUUGAACAAGACGCGACACGGAUGGGACGAGUUUGCAAGGCGACGGAUGAAAAUCCCCCACCCAGAGAGGAUUUUUCGUUUUUCCCCGGGACUAAAUUGAUGUUAACAGUGCCUCAUGAUCUCAAAAGUCGAGUAAAUUUCCCACAAGUACAAAUAUAGGAUUCCGUUCAACCGAUCGAAUGUGCGCAUUUAUUUAUUUUAGUUAAUUUAUUGUUGAGACACGACUGCCAUACUUUAAGUGCGGAUUUGUUUUUAUUUUAUUUUAGGGUAGUUUUGUAGGUGUUGUUGAGUCGCCAAAUAGAGAUCGUUUUCGUGAUUUUUGCCUUUUGUGACCCUGCUUCACGUUAAAGAUAUAUAUUUUUGCCCACACACGUGAACAUGGUAUUGAAAAUAAUGAAGAAAUUAAAUUCUAUUGUGAAAAAUUGUAUAGAUGAGUAGCACCGAGGUUCGACUCCAAUUCAGGUGUGCUCGCUGUGUGCAUUUUACGAUAUAGGAUUUAUUCUUUGUAGUGUUGGAAAUAUAUUUUUGACAUAAAGAAAGAAUAUUUAUAGUGUUCUUAACAUGCCUACAAAUAAAUUAUUGUAUAGUGUUAGUCCUCAGUCAACUUGAUCCUAAAAAGAUAAUUUUAUAAUUACGUUAAUGAUAAUGAAGAGAGAAAAAUGAUGCCAAAUAUUUUAAGCUAGUUAUUAAAAAUUCGUAAUUUAUUAUUUAUUGAAAACCUUUCUUCCAGGCCAGUAUAGGCAGCCACGGUUUUUUAUGUAAAAAUAGCAUAGAGCAUCUCGUAGGGCUUGGGAUUGGGAUUUCGUUAAAGGGCUUUUCGUGCAUCAAUCGCUGGAAAUCACCCGAAUCUUGCCAUUUCGUAGUUCACUCGUGCAAUAAUAAUCUCAUCAAGUCGGUACAAUCAAGCACGAAAAACUUGUUUAACUAAAUCAACAAUCAUUUUUUAUUAUUACAUUGUACAUAUAUUUUUACACAAUUUUUUUAGGUGAAUAUUUAUUGAAUUUUGGAGACCGAAAAGCAAUCCUAAAUACUGUACAUAUGACAAUGAGAGGGUCCUUUCAUCUUUUUAUAAUUUCGCUCAUUUGUAAAAUUGAUAAUCAUGACGAAUACCAUUAGAUGAAGCAAUAUUGAUCGAUUCAUAUCACGUGGAAGUACCCGCUCACUAAUAUGUCUUUUGAUGAAUGAACAAAAAAAAUCAUUUGUAUUUCUAGUUAUAGAUUUUUUAGUUUAGUAUUAAGGAACAAAUUAAUAUGUGUACUGUCUUGUGAAUACAUUUAUAUAACAUAAAUGUCUUUCUUACUUAGA
Tribolium madens (black flour beetle) is the source of this 5409-nucleotide messenger RNA. RefSeq names its product DNA N6-methyl adenine demethylase (gene Tet). Gene Ontology annotation, molecular function: DNA 5-methylcytosine dioxygenase activity; DNA binding; zinc ion binding. Bases 272 to 4204 code for a protein of 1310 amino acids. Gene Ontology annotation, biological process: positive regulation of transcription by RNA polymerase II; oxidative demethylation. Lineage: Eukaryota; Metazoa; Arthropoda; Insecta; Coleoptera; Tenebrionidae. The record is from RefSeq and is a predicted model, not a curated record. Gene Ontology annotation, cellular component: nucleus. The transcript is spliced from 9 exons.